GACUAUAUCCAUGUCCUUUCUUGCUAAUCCGAUGAUCUCUUAAUGCCGCUCUAGCAGCCGUCAAUAUGCCAUCCCUAGUCCGAAAAUUACUAAUAUUCGCAGCUGUUGACGGCCUUAUACUCCAGCCUGCCCCACCACGCAAUCAUCCCCCAGCAACGCAGCAGGCUAUCAAAAUCGACUACAAGGGCAAUGUGGGACCGCUACUCAAAGAUAGACGUGAGGAGAACACGGCUCCGUCCUCGCUGGACAGCCACGGCAUCGUAGGCCUUUUGAAAAUAGCUACCUCCUACUUCCUGAUUUCCAUAUGCGGGCGCGAGCAAGUCGCGCAAAUACGGGGCAAGCCUGUCUACAAGAUCACCAGUGUCGCCCUGAUUCCGCUGUCCUCCCAAGCAGACGCCGACCAGGCUAUUGUCGCUGCGAAAGAGCACAUAAAAAGGCAUAACAAGGCCGCAGUGGCUGGCACAGAAGAGUCAGAAAGUGAGAGCGAUGAUGAUGCUGCUAGUGUCACGGAUUCACUCGAAGAGGAAACGGAUGCGGCUGCUCCGCAAGAAGUCGAGGAUCACGUGACUGGGCAAAGAGGGUCAGCGGAGAGAAGGACGAGUGUUGCCGAGGAUGUAAUGCAAAAGCGGGGGAUGUAUGGGCGCUUUGCCGACCGGUGGUUCUCCAGGAAAGGGUGGAGUGCUGAUAGUAGGCGACUGCAAGGAAUGAGCUCAGAGGAAGACCUCACAAGGAAGAAUGUUCCGAAAUACGUAGAAUCAACCCUACGGCAAGAGGAAGAGAAUCCCAAAAGCCCCGCGAAUCCCAAGGUGCUUUCUGUCGCGGGUUCAGGUAUUCACGAAGCUGUGGGUCCUGAAGAGAUACCCAAGGCACUAGAGGGGCCGAAGGAUUCGGCCACAGUUGCGCUCUUACCAAAGAUAUUGCGUACUACUAGGAUGUACUUUGCUUCUGGGAGUUUCUUCUUCUCGUAUGACUAUGACUUGUCUCGGGGCAUAGCACAUCAACAACCAAAUUCCACCUUGCCGCUUUUCAAACAAUUCGAUCCUUUGUACUUUUGGAACCAGCACAUCAUGGCGCCAUUUAUAAAUGCCGGUCAGCAUAGUUUUGUACUCCCGCUAAUCCAAGGCUUCGUCGGUCAACGAGCUUUCAGUAUCAAACUUGUCGAUUCGCAAACCAAUAGUGUGGUAAUAGAUCCUCACUCUGGGUCCGAAGAUAUCCCGCUUCAAGCGUGGUCAACAACUAACGCGGCAACCGAAUCUGACUCCAGCUCAGACACAAACACCGAUACCCCUCCCCCCGAAAUAUCAAACGGAAAGGAUUUCGUCCUCACACUCGUAUCACGAAGAUCCAUCAAAAGAGCCGGUCUCCGCUAUCUCCGCCGUGGCGUGGACGACGAAGGUAAUGCUGCGAACAGUGUGGAAACCGAACAGAUCCUGUCGUCACCAACAUGGGACUCAAGUCAGGAUAAAAUAUUCUCCUUUACUCAAUAUCGCGGAUCCAUUCCUCUCUUCUUCUCGCAAUCCCCAUACAGCUUGAAGCCGCAAGUCAUGUUCUGGGGCUCACCUGAGACUAAUGCUAAGGCAUUCAAACGACACAUCUCCGACCUAGCAUCCAGAUACGGAUCCUUGUAUUGCGCAUCACUCGUCGAUAAGCACGGGACAGAGGCCAGGAUUGGAGGCGCCUUUACGAAGCAAGCAGAAGCGCUAAACUCGAAUGGAGGAAUUGACGGCCAAGGCAAGGAGCUAGGAUUCGAAUGGUUCGACUUCCAUUACGAGUGCCGGGGGAUGCGGUUCGAGAAUGUUUCGCGGCUCAUGAAUACCCUCGCCCCAUUCCUCAAAUCAUCCCACUGGACCGAAAUUUCCAACGACCGCAUCACCCACGAACAAUCCGGAGUUCUCAGAACCAACUGCAUGGACUGCCUUGACCGGACAAACGUCGUUCAAUCUGCGUGCGCGCGGACCGCUCUGGAAGCACAACUGUCCGCCGGCAGCUUCAGUAUUGAUCUUCAACACGACCCGUCCACAAGCUGGUUUAACACGCUGUGGGCCGACAACGGUGACGCGAUAUCGCGGCAAUACGCAGGCACGGCCGCACUUAAAGGCGACUAUACCCGCACCCGCAAACGCCAGAUCACAGGCGCUUUGACAGAUUUCGGGCUCACGCUGAGCAGAUAUUACAAUAAUAUCGUUAACGACUAUUUCGCACAAGCUGUGAUUGAUUACCUUCUUGGCCGCGCCAUGGACUCAAUUUUUGCGGAGUUUGAAGCCGAUAUGAAGAGCUCGGAUUACUUCAUUGAUUUGCGGAAGGUUAGGCAGGCGGCCAUUGAGCGCUGUGAGGGUAUUGUUAUUGAAGAUAAAGAGGAAGAUCUUGUUGCCGGGUGGACACUCUCCGUACCCAAUUCCGCAAAUGCACUGAAGACGGCGACGUUUGAAGAGGCGGUUUUGUUGCUGACGGAACGGGCGAUGUAUUUUUGUCGUCUAGAUUGGGGGACGGAGAAAGUAAGAGAGUUUGAAAGGAUAGCACUUGACCAUGUUGAGGGCAUUGUACGCGGAGUCUACAUCACAAGUACUCUAGCCCAGAGACACAUGGAUGCCGAAAAGAACGUCGGAUUUAUAAUCCGCUAUCGAACCGAAGUCGGCAACGAGCUUGUGCGACGGAAUACGCGGAGUCUUGACUCGGGAACUUGGUAUCAACCAGAUCAGAAGAGCGAGAAGAAGCCGGAAGAUACGGGGAGGUUCCUUGCUUUCAAGGCUCUGCCACCACGCACUACAGCAACCACCACUGGCGAUACUGCCGAAGAACCGGAGAAUGAAAUCGAGGUGGUGAAUGGCAUUUGCGAGGAGAUUACUCGAAUAACGAAUAAGGCGCGGAAUCGGGCAUCAGUCAAGUGGAAUAUUGAAGAGUGGGAUCAGGAUCAGGCGGAUGAGAAUCAGCAGAGGGGUGUGUAUGAGCACGAGCAGAGGGAUCUAGUGGUGGAAGAGAAGGAUAUUAUUUCUCUAGCCGACGCGAAGAAGAGUACGGGGUAUUUUGAGCAGUUGGGGUAUUCGCUCAAGAAGUUGGUGUGGGCGUAGCAAACAGAGGGAGGGCGCGGCACCUGUAUUCAUUUUGAUACCAUGGCUAGCCAGGCAAAGACUACGUGCUGCUUAUGAAGAGUCCUUUCC
This is a messenger RNA of Lindgomyces ingoldianus, 3158 nucleotides long. RefSeq lists its product as uncharacterized. Gene Ontology annotation, biological process: phosphatidylinositol dephosphorylation. Lineage: Eukaryota; Fungi; Ascomycota; Dothideomycetes; Pleosporales; Lindgomycetaceae. The record is from RefSeq and is a predicted model, not a curated record. The coding region runs from base 66 to 3068 and encodes 1000 amino acids. Gene Ontology annotation, cellular component: endoplasmic reticulum. Gene Ontology annotation, molecular function: phosphatidylinositol-4-phosphate phosphatase activity. The transcript is spliced from 3 exons.